This is a messenger RNA of Carassius auratus (goldfish), 480 nucleotides long. Its product is annotated as monocyte chemotactic protein 1B-like. Lineage: Eukaryota; Metazoa; Chordata; Actinopteri; Cypriniformes; Cyprinidae. Gene Ontology annotation, cellular component: extracellular region. Bases 107 to 403 code for a protein of 98 amino acids. Gene Ontology annotation, molecular function: chemokine activity. Gene Ontology annotation, biological process: immune response. The record is from RefSeq and is a predicted model, not a curated record. The transcript has 3 exons.
UGCCUCCGUGGACAAUGAGCCGCACAGCAACAAGUCCAGCCUGAGUGCUUUACCUCUAACAGACUUUCUGGACACCCAGCCAAUCUAAUACAACACACCGACCAAAAUGUCUGCUUCUCGCUUCGUCAUUUUCACCGCAGUGGUGGUGCUUCUGUGCGCAGUUAGCCUCAGUGAAGGUUUACGUAUUGGACCACAAAAGUGCUGUUUUACCUUUUCAACCCGUCCUGUGCCAAUCAAAAGAGUGGUUGAGUACAGCAUGACAAGCCAGCAGUGCCCCAAAGAAGCCGUGCUGUUCAAGACUGUGAAGGGUCAUUACGUGUGUGCCAACCCCACUGACUCAUGGGUAAAGGAGAACAUCAAGAUCAUUGACAGCAGGAACGUCGGAAGCCAAGAGACCUUGUAAUCAUGUUGACCUGCGUCCUCCAACUUCUGAACCAUUUUGGAAGCACUGGACAAGUGUGGAGUCCGAGCAAAACUGAA